Molecule: messenger RNA, 1725 nt
Organism: Cottoperca gobio
Lineage: Eukaryota; Metazoa; Chordata; Actinopteri; Perciformes; Bovichtidae
Gene: cntd1
Product: cyclin N-terminal domain containing 1
Exons: 7
Coding region: 75-1010 (311 amino acids)
Biological process (GO): reciprocal meiotic recombination
Cellular component (GO): site of double-strand break
Source: RefSeq, a predicted model, not a curated record
UAUAAGAUAAACGGAGUAUGGACUUGGUUGUUUGUAGUUAAAUGUAACUUUUGUACGACCGUUAGUGUAGUAAAAUGGCAAAACAUUUCUUUUGUUCGCCAAGCAAAAGUAUACAUUUAAAAUUUCGAGAAGCCCCCUUUGACCUACUCACAGAUUUUCUUGUUAAUCUCAACAAAAGAAACAAAAAUAACCUCAAGAGUUUAUCAAAAUGUAGCGGAAACUUCAAAGAUAAAAGACUAAUCGAAUACAUUUUCCUGAUAACUAAAGAACUAAGACUCGAUCCGCUGGCUGGAUACCAAGCCAUCGAAUUACUUCAAAGGUUCAUGGUCAAGCACCUUACAGAUUUGUUGACCACACCCACACCUCCAGGUGCAGCUGCUGAUCAACCAGGAAGUUAUGAGGAUGCUGUGUUUGACAAGCUCAAGGACAAAUUCCCCCUCAUCGUCUUCACCUGCGUGCAACUUGCAAGCAAACUGUCUUUGCAUAGUCAUAUAAUCGACAACAAUACUGCUGUGCGCUUUCUGCAUUCAGUCGGCCACAGUGUUUCCAAGCAGACUGUCCUGGAAUCAGAGCUGAUGGUCUUAAAAGGUCUAGAAUUUAGACUAAAUACUACUAACCCACUGACAUAUGUGGAAAUCCUUCUGGAGGUGCUUGGACACAAUGAAUCAUCCAUCCCUGUGGAGCGCCUGUACCAGCUGUGCCAGCACGUUCUCCAGUUCGUCAGCCUACAGAGGACUGCCAUCUACAACUCUUUGUUAGUGACGACCACUCAGUGUGUCAACCCAUCCAAACAACAGAGAGAGAAGUUUGUGACAGUGACUGAAGACUGCAUGCUUCUUGGCGUUGGUGUCAUUGCUGUGACUACAUUCAUCCUCUAUGUCAGAAAAUGGGAACAGGUAGUGGGAGAACUGAGCCACAUCACAGGAAUCUCAACAAGGAGCAUCAGCGAUUUCGCUCAUGUGACAUUGAUGCACAUUGUUAGAACCAGUUCUCCUGCAACAUCAACUUGAGUCUUGAUAACACUUGUUCACUGACUCCUGUGUAAUCCUCUUAGUGUGGUUAUGGUUAAGUUUGAUUUCUAACAUGCACCUGAGGAUGGAUUAAAACAAAGCAUCAUCUGUGUACUGAAAUACCUAAUGUAAUGAAAUGGUGCCAAAAGAAUAAAUCAAUAUAGAGGUCAGUUAUUAUAGGAAUAAUUUGAACACUUGAUACUUUACUGAAUGUAAUGGCAAUUGUAUUAAACAAUUACUUAAUCAUAAUAUACUGUAUAUCUCCAACGCUUACAUUUCCUGUGCCACAUUGAUCCACUCACUUAAAUUAGAUGCAUAGUGGUUUAUUGUAAGAUACAAAAAAAGAAGACUGAUCAAGUGUCAGACGACUCUGGUGCGCUUCUCGUCCUCUGUCUGUUUCUUCUGAGUCUCAUCCUUAUUAGGUAGGGAAGCAGUGACCAUAUCUGCACCUGAGGACAGAAUUAAUAACGCCAUGUUACCAUACAUUUCAGUUUCCAUUCUAUACAAAAAUAUAAUGUCCUUCAGUUCAUAGUAGAAUAUUGAAAAAAUGUUUGUAUUCAAAGAAAUGUUUUAUUUGGGGAACACUAAUAAAUACUAUAUGUUGUCAAAAUCAUAAAUUCGUUACAAUAAAUACAAAUACACAAGACAGUACAAAACACAAACUCAACAAUAGCACAUUAAACACACAAAAACAAAACAAGAAAAUAAAUAUAUA